AUGAGUAACGACAGUAACGGAGUUGGGGGGCUUCAGCCCCUCUGGAACUUCAGUGGGUCACUGGUCAACCAGUCAGCUGACGUGUUCUCCAACGCCUCGUGCAACGUGUCCACCAAUGAUUCAACAUCCUGCUCUGCUGUUGACAAUGGAGAGGGGGCAGGAAGUCCGUAUAAAGCUCUGGAGAUGUUUUUUAUCGCCUUGGUUACAGGAUCGCUGAGCUUUGUGACUGUUACGGGGAACAUUUUAGUCAUGCUGUCCAUCAAAGUAAACCGCCACCUACAGACUGUCAAUAACUAUUUCUUAUUUUCGUUAGCGUGUGCUGACCUGAUCAUUGGUGUUUUCAGCAUGAAUUUGUACACCGUCUAUAUAAUCGUUGGUUACUGGCCACUCGGGCCCGUGGUCUGUGACUUGUGGCUAGCUUUGGAUUACGUCGUCUCAAAUGCCUCGGUGAUGAAUUUACUGAUCAUCAGCUUUGAUCGCUACUUCUGCGUGACCAAACCUCUCACGUAUCCGACCAGAAGGACAACGAAGAUGGCGGGGUUAAUGAUCGCAGCAGCGUGGAUCCUGUCCUUCAUCCUGUGGGCUCCUGCCAUCUUGUUCUGGCAGUUCAUCGUUGGGCAGCGAACAGUGCCCCCUGGGGAGUGUUAUAUUCAGUUCCUCUCCAACCCCGCAGUGACAUUCGGGACGGCUAUAGCAGCGUUCUAUCUGCCCGUCAUCAUCAUGACGGUCCUGUACAUCCACAUCUCGCUGGCCUCCAGGAGCAGAGUCUCCAAACACAAACCUGAGAAGAAAGAGAAGAAGGGAAUAAAAACUCCUAGCUUAAUAAAGAGUCACCUGUUAAAGCAGAACAACAACAAUGAAACCAGUCCUCAGGCCAGUCCUCGCUCUACUCCCAAACUCAGUCUGGACUCGACUACCACUGCGCUGGAGGCCGUGAAGAACGGCAGAGUGGAGGAACCGAAACCUGUCCAGGCACAGCCUUCAGCACAGCCCAGUCCAGGGCCCACACAGGAGGAAAAAGAAAGCUCCAACGAUUCGUCCACAGCUUUCAUUCCCCCCACAGAGCCAAAGGACAACACCAAUAAUGAGGUGACAUCUGAGGCUGCAACAAACCUCAACCCAGUUGCCACGGCGGCCUCCAACGCCGCCAUGGCCAAGAUGAGCUCCGCCUCGAGGUGGUCCAAGAUAAAGAUUGUCACGAAGCAGGCCGGGGACGAAUGCAUCACAGCUAUAGAGAUUGUCCCGCCUGUAGAGGGAGCCGAGACGCACUCGAUCCCCAUCAGCCGCCCGAGGACUGUGGCGAGAAAGUUCGCGAGCAUCGCAAGGAGCCAAGUGAAGAGGAAAAGACAGAUGGCUGCCAGAGAAAAGAAAGUAACCAAGACUAUCUUUGCCAUCCUGCUGGCUUUCAUCAUUACAUGGACACCGUACAACGUCAUGGUGUUGAUCUCCACCUUCUGUCAGUCCUGUGUCCCUGACACAGUGUGGGCGAUCGGCUACUGGCUGUGUUAUGUCAACUCCACCAUCAACCCAGCUUGUUAUGCACUGUGCAAUGCCACAUUCAAAAAGACUUUCAAGAACCUGCUGCUGUGCCAGUACAAAAAUAUAGGUACGAGAUGA
Molecule: messenger RNA, 1617 nt
Organism: Stegastes partitus (bicolor damselfish)
Lineage: Eukaryota; Metazoa; Chordata; Actinopteri; Pomacentridae
Gene: chrm4a
Product: cholinergic receptor, muscarinic 4a
Exons: 7
Coding region: 1-1617 (538 amino acids)
Biological process (GO): chemical synaptic transmission; G protein-coupled receptor signaling pathway, coupled to cyclic nucleotide second messenger; adenylate cyclase-inhibiting G protein-coupled acetylcholine receptor signaling pathway
Cellular component (GO): dendrite; plasma membrane; synapse
Molecular function (GO): G protein-coupled serotonin receptor activity; G protein-coupled acetylcholine receptor activity
Source: RefSeq, a predicted model, not a curated record